GAAGAGGCCAACAAUGGCUCUUUACUGCUGCUGUUUGAUCCUCUUAGCAUUUGCCUGGUGCUCUUCUGCCUAUGGGCCUGACCAGCGAGCCCAGAAGAAAGGGGACAUUAUCCUUGGGGGUCUCUUUCCUAUUCAUUUUGGAGUAGCAGCCAAAGAUCAAGAUCUAAAAUCAAGACCAGAGUCGGUGGAAUGUAUCAGGUAUAAUUUCCGUGGCUUUCGCUGGUUACAAGCGAUGAUCUUUGCCAUUGAGGAGAUAAACAGCAGCCCAGCCCUCCUCCCCAACAUGACACUGGGAUACAGGAUUUUCGACACCUGCAAUACCGUUUCCAAGGCCUUGGAGGCCACCCUAAGUUUCGUUGCCCAGAAUAAAAUCGAUUCUUUGAACCUUGACGAGUUCUGCAAUUGUUCCGAGCAUAUCCCCUCUACUAUCGCUGUGGUGGGCGCAACCGGCUCAGGCAUCUCCACGGCCGUGGCGAACUUGCUGGGGCUCUUCUACAUCCCUCAGGUUAGCUAUGCUUCCUCCAGCCGACUCCUCAGCAACAAGAACCAGUUCAAGUCCUUCCUCCGUACGAUCCCCAAUGACGAACACCAGGCCACCGCCAUGGCAGACAUCAUCGAGUAUUUCCGCUGGAACUGGGUGGGUACCAUCGCAGCGGAUGAUGACUAUGGCCGGCCGGGGAUUGAGAAAUUCCGAGAGGAAGCUGAAGAGAGGGACAUCUGCAUUGACUUCAGCGAACUCAUCUCCCAGUACUCUGAUAAAGAAGAGAUCCAGCAGGUCGUGGAGGUGAUCCAGAAUUCCACAGCCAAGGUCAUUGUCGUCUUCUCCAGCGGCCCAGACCUCGAACCUCUCAUCAAAGAAAUCGUCAGGCGCAAUAUCACGGGCAGGAUCUGGCUGGCCAGUGAGGCCUGGGCCAGCUCCUCCUUGAUCGCCAUGCCUGAGUACUUCCAUGUGGUCGGAGGCACGAUUGGCUUUGGUCUGAAGGCAGGGCAGAUCCCGGGGUUCCGGGAAUUCUUGCAGAAAGUGCAUCCCAGGAAGUCUGUCCACAAUGGUUUUGCCAAGGAGUUUUGGGAAGAAACCUUUAACUGCCACCUUCAAGAAGGUGCUAAGGGACCUUUACCUAUGGAACCUUUACUUAAAGAGCGCAAAGAAGAUGGCAGCAGGUUAGGUAAUAGCUCCACUGCCUUCCGACCUCUGUGUACGGGGGAGGAGAACAUUAGCAGCGUGGAGACCCCAUACAUGGAUUACACGCACUUGCGCAUCUCUUACAAUGUCUACCUGGCAGUCUACUCCAUCGCACACGCCCUGCAAGAUAUAUACACAUGCUUACCGGGAAGAGGACUCUUCACCAAUGGGUCCUGUGCAGAUAUCAAGAAAGUUGAAGCCUGGCAGGUACUGAAGCACCUGAGGCACCUGAACUUCACCAACAAUAUGGGGGAGCAGGUGACUUUCGAUGAGUGUGGUGACCUGAUGGGGAACUAUUCCAUCAUCAAUUGGCAUCUCUCUCCAGAGGACGGCUCCAUCAUGUUUAAGGAAGUUGGGUAUUACAACGUCUAUGCCAAGAAGGGAGAACGGCUCUUCAUCAAUGAGGAGAAAAUCCUGUGGAGUGGAUUCUCCAGGGAGGUGCCAUUCUCCAACUGCAGCCGAGACUGCCUGGCAGGAACCAGGAAAGGGAUCAUUGAAGGGGAGCCCACCUGUUGCUUUGAGUGUGUGGAGUGUCCCGAUGGGGAGUACAGUGAUGAGACAGAUGCAAGCGCCUGCGACAAGUGCCCUGAUGACUUCUGGUCCAAUGAGAACCACACAUCCUGCAUUGCCAAGGAGAUCGAGUUUCUGGCAUGGACAGAGCCCUUUGGGAUCGCACUCACCCUCUUUGCUGUGCUGGGCAUCUUCCUGACGGCCUUCGUGCUGGGGGUCUUCAUCAAGUUCCGCAACACGCCCAUCGUCAAGGCCACCAACCGGGAGCUCUCCUACCUUCUGCUCUUCUCGCUGCUCUGCUGCUUCUCCAGCUCCCUGUUCUUCAUCGGGGAGCCCCAGGACUGGACGUGCCGCCUCCGGCAGCCAGCUUUCGGCAUCAGCUUCGUGCUCUGCAUCUCGUGCAUCCUGGUGAAAACCAACCGUGUGCUCCUAGUGUUCGAGGCCAAGAUCCCCACAAGCUUCCACCGCAAGUGGUGGGGUCUCAACCUGCAGUUCCUGCUGGUGUUCCUCUGCACCUUCAUGCAGAUCGUCAUCUGCGUGAUCUGGCUCUACACCGCGCCCCCCUCGAGCUACCGCAACCACGAGCUGGAGGACGAGAUCAUCUUCAUCACCUGCCACGAGGGCUCGCUCAUGGCCCUGGGCUUCCUCAUCGGCUACACCUGCCUGCUGGCCGCCAUCUGCUUCUUCUUCGCCUUCAAGUCCCGGAAGCUGCCGGAGAACUUCAACGAGGCCAAGUUCAUCACGUUCAGCAUGCUCAUCUUCUUCAUCGUCUGGAUCUCCUUCAUCCCGGCCUACGCCAGCACCUACGGCAAGUUCGUCUCGGCCGUGGAGGUGAUCGCUAUCCUGGCGGCCAGCUUCGGCUUGCUGGCCUGCAUCUUCUUCAACAAGGUCUACAUCAUUCUCUUCAAGCCCUCCCGCAACACCAUCGAGGAGGUGCGCUGCAGCACGGCCGCCCACGCCUUCAAGGUGGCCGCCCGGGCCACCCUGCGCCGCAGCAACGUAUCCCGCAAGCGGUCCAACAGCCUGGGCGGCUCCACGGGCUCCACCCCGUCCUCCUCCAUCAGCAGCAAGAGCAACAGCGAAGACCCCUUCCCGCAGCCCGACAGGCACAAGCCCGGCCAGCCACCGGCCUUGACGCAGCCGGGGCAGCCCUUGACCUUGCAACCCCAGCAGCAGACACCCCAACAGCCCAGAUGCAAGCAGAAGGUCAUCUUCGGCAGCGGCACGGUUACCUUCUCGCUGAGCUUCGACGAGCCUCAGAAGAACGCCAUGGCCCCCAGGAACCCCGCACACCUGAACUCCCCGGAGGCCCAGGCAGGCAACGAGACGCUCAGCAGACGUCAGGCCUUGCUCCCCCUUCAGCGCAGGGAGGCGAGCAGCUCAGAACUGACUCGGCAGGAAUCAGACUUCCAAGGGCCUGCAGGUGGGGACCGCCGCCAGCUGGAGACUGAGAGCCCCGAGGAGCUGGCCCCAGCACUGGUAGUGUCCAAUUCUCGGAGCUUUGUCAUCAGUGGUGGAGGCAGCACUGUCACAGAAAACAUACUGAACUCGUAAAAUCCAAGGAAGACCCCGGCCAGCCAGAAUCCAGAGAGGGUUCACCAUGUGAUCACAUUCUCCUUCCGAAAUGAGGAAUCCUGCCCCAGACUCUUUCCUUCCCUCUGAGGAAGA
This is a messenger RNA of Elephantulus edwardii (Cape elephant shrew), 3361 nucleotides long. RefSeq names its product calcium-sensing receptor (gene CASR). The transcript has 6 exons. Gene Ontology annotation, cellular component: membrane. The record is from RefSeq and is a predicted model, not a curated record. The coding region runs from base 14 to 3247 and encodes 1077 amino acids. Gene Ontology annotation, molecular function: calcium ion binding; G protein-coupled receptor activity. Gene Ontology annotation, biological process: intracellular calcium ion homeostasis; G protein-coupled receptor signaling pathway; regulation of calcium ion transport. NCBI's taxonomy places the organism in Eukaryota, Metazoa, Chordata, Mammalia, Macroscelidea, Macroscelididae.